AUGAAGAAGACAAGUCGAUCAGAGUCCUCACUAUCGCCAGAUGUUCCCUCCUCGAGCGAUGAUGAGGAUGAAAACGAUUUGACUAUGGCGAGCCCUUCUGAGAAAUCUAAGAACAGUUCUGGUCAAAGUCAAACUUGUCUAACCUCUACUUGUCCCACCCUAAAUUUGAAAAUACCCUCUCACUUUCUUUAUGAAUCUAUAAUCCUUUCUACCAAAUUUUCUUCAUCCAAACCUUUUCAACCUUCCAAAUUGUUGUUUGUAUUCAGAGCUGUGGCAUGUGUGUGGUCACUUGUCACGAUUUUACUUUAUCAACUUGUGUACAUUCAACAAGGACAUUUGACAUUCCUUUCCUUCCUUACUAAUGUUUCCUUUGUGGUAUUCACUGCAUAUUUCACUUUACAAACAGUCCUUGGCUUGGUUCAUUAUUUUAUGAUUCAUUGGAGAAAAGGUGAACUCACUCCUCUCUUGUCCUUCUCAGUGUCAAAUGUCAUGUGGUUCUUGAGUGAGCUCACUAUUACUGCAUCCAUACUUGUUUGUAUUGGAUUUUGGAGUUUAGCCUCGUUUGAGCAAUACAAACCUCUAAGAAUUGAUUGUUAUUUUAAUUUUUCAGUUCACGGAAUUGUUGGAAUUUUUGCACUUUUCGAAUUUCUUCUUUCAAACAUUUCGUUUCGAUUUUGGCAUGUGUUCAUGAUUGCCAUGUAUCCCACUGCAUUCUUUUUAUGGUUACAAAUUUUGGCUGAAACACGACUCAUUACUUUAUUUCCUUACAGCAUGUCCAAUUAUUUCAAGUUUCCCUUCACGUCCUCAGUCAUUUAUACCUUUGGAAUGCCAUUUGUGUUUAUUUUGACUUUUUGCAUUUUGUGUUAUUUUUCCAAAUUGAGACGCCUCCAUGUCAUGACUCAAAAACAUUAA
Naegleria lovaniensis is the source of this 912-nucleotide messenger RNA. RefSeq lists its product as uncharacterized. The transcript is spliced from 3 exons. Gene Ontology annotation, cellular component: membrane. Bases 1 to 912 code for a protein of 303 amino acids. Lineage: Eukaryota; Heterolobosea; Eutetramitea; Acrasida; Naegleriidae. The record is from RefSeq and is a predicted model, not a curated record.